Molecule: messenger RNA, 1502 nt
Organism: Leptidea sinapis
Lineage: Eukaryota; Metazoa; Arthropoda; Insecta; Lepidoptera; Pieridae
Product: sorting nexin-33-like
Exons: 1
Coding region: 16-1212 (398 amino acids)
Biological process (GO): plasma membrane tubulation; endosomal transport; endocytosis
Cellular component (GO): plasma membrane; cytoplasmic vesicle
Molecular function (GO): phosphatidylinositol binding
Source: RefSeq, a predicted model, not a curated record
UAAGUAAUCUUUGCAAUGCUUGAACUUAUCACAAACGAACUAGAUGCUUUUAGUGUCGCAAACAGUUUUCAGUGUUCACACGAUCAAUUCUUACAAAUAAUAGGUAACCCAGCUAGAUGUAUUAAAAGCCUUCAUAUAAAUAUCAAGAGUAUAAAUAAAAACUUUGAUCAGCUGAUAGUUUUUCUUAGCAGGUUGGACUCUAACUCAAAAUUCAAGGGCAUCAAAAGUUUUAUAGCAUACCAACUCACACCAUCUUUUAAUAAUAUUCAAGUAUCUAGAAGAUAUAAACAUUUUGAUUGGCUACAUGAGAGAUUAUAUGAAAAGUUUACUCUGAUACCAAUACCUCCAUUGCCAGACAAACAAAUAUCUGGACGCUAUGACGAACAGCUAAUUGAACGAAGGCGAGUUCAGUUGCAAGAGUUUGUUGAUUGGAUGUGUAAACACCCUGUUCUAUCUAAAUCCGAGGUGUGGCAACAUUUCCUCACUUGCACUGAUGAAAAAAGAUGGAAAGCGGGAAAGAGACAGGCCGAACGAGACAAUCUUUUAGGAUUAAACUACUGUGUAUCUUUAGUUGUACCUGAGAAAGCAUUAUUGCAAUCACAAGUAGAUAAUAUUACAGACCAAUGCCAUACAUUCAUGGGUAGCAUGGACUCGUCUGUUAAAUCCGUAACUAAUAUGUGUCUUAUGCAAACCAAGAGGUUCCAAGGUCCAUAUAAAACUGAUUGUCAAAAGGUCGGUGAAGCAUUUUACAGUUUAGGUAAUGCUCUCAGCCUUGACGAGGGAACUGUUAUAUCUACUUCUAAGUUAACAUCUGCGAUAAAAAUGACAGGUGGAGUUUAUAUAGAAAUUGGUAGAAUGUAUGAAGAACAACCGAAGUAUGACUGGGAACCUCUAGGAGACAAAUUUCAUUUGUACAAAGGCAUUGUAGGUUCCUUCCCAGACGUUCUUGCAAACCAUAAAGGUGCCGUACAGAAGAAGAAAGAGUGUGAAAGGCUCACGGCUGAGCACAAAAUGGAAGUUGCACAAUUAAAUGAAGUGAUGCGGAGGACGGAUGUGAUUCCUUAUGCCCUUCUUGCCGAAAUUAAUCAUUUUAAGUCAGAGAGGACUGUCGACCUAAAAGCUACAAUGCAAAAGUUUUUGAGACAGCAAAUUACUUUUUACAAAAAAAUUGUUGAAAAACUUGAAACAAAUCUUCAUCAAUAUGACGACUAGGCUAGAAACUUCCAGUAAAUAAUUGUGCGAUAUAAUACUACAUAUGAAAGAACUAAUAUUUUAUAUUAUGAUAUUGGAAAAUAUUUUUUAUGUAUCGGUAUUCAGAGGAUUGUUAAACUUAUACAUGUGAUGAAACUUGACUGAGUAUCUGCUAUGAUUUCACAAUUUUUUACUAACAGUGUAAAUACAAAGCUAUGCUUUUCCAACAAAUUAAUUAUUUUUUAUGUUGUAAUUAUUGCUAAAUAUUAAUUAUUUUUUAUGUUUGUUUUAUGUUAUAAACUGUAAUAUUC